AUGGCCCUUGUGGGCAAGGUCAGGAAGAGGCUGCUAGAAGCUCAAACUAGGCAGAAAAGCUAUGCUGACAAGAAACGCCGAGAUCCAUCUUUCAGUAGGGGCGACCAUGUUUUCAUAAAGGUUUCCCCUUGCAAAUGUAUCAUCAGAUUCAGGAAAAGGGGCAAGUUGAAUACAAGGUACAUCGGCCCCUUUGAAAUUCUGGAGGAAAUAGGGGAGGUUGCUUAUAGACUUGCCCUGCCCUCAAAUCUUGAUACAGUCCACAACGUUUUUCAUGUUUCUAAUCUAAGGAAGUAUAUUCCAAAUCUGACCCAUAUCAUCCAUCAUCAUGUAAUGCAGUGGACACCAGACUUGGCUUAUGAAGAGAUCCCAACAAAAAUAAUUUCAAGGCAGAUCAGAAGGCUGCGAAAUAAAGAAAUCAGCAUGGUGAAGGUUCUAUGGAGCAACCAUUCUGCAAAUGAAUUUACUUGGGAAGUAGAGGAAGACAUGCAAAUGAAGUAUACCGAUUUAUUUGGUACGUUUUAA
Molecule: messenger RNA, 522 nt
Organism: Impatiens glandulifera
Lineage: Eukaryota; Viridiplantae; Streptophyta; Magnoliopsida; Ericales; Balsaminaceae
Exons: 1
Coding region: 1-522 (173 amino acids)
Source: RefSeq, a predicted model, not a curated record